Dipodomys spectabilis (banner-tailed kangaroo rat) is the source of this 2078-nucleotide messenger RNA. It is a transcript of the gene Acer2, whose product is annotated as alkaline ceramidase 2. The transcript is spliced from 6 exons. Gene Ontology annotation, cellular component: membrane. Gene Ontology annotation, molecular function: hydrolase activity, acting on carbon-nitrogen (but not peptide) bonds, in linear amides. The record is from RefSeq and is a predicted model, not a curated record. NCBI's taxonomy places the organism in Eukaryota, Metazoa, Chordata, Mammalia, Rodentia, Heteromyidae. Gene Ontology annotation, biological process: ceramide metabolic process. Bases 61 to 888 code for a protein of 275 amino acids.
GCAGCCACGCUGAGCUGUCCUCGGCGGCGGGGGCGGCGGCUCCAAUGCCCCUGGGCGGCCAUGGGCGCCCCGCACUGGUGGGACCAGCUGCGGGCUGGCAGCUCGGAAGUGGACUGGUGCGAGGACAACUACACCAUCGUGCCGGCCAUCGCCGAGUUCUACAACACGAUCAGCAACGUCUUGUUUUUCAUUUUACCUCCUAUCUGUAUGUGCUUGUUUCGUCAAUAUGCAACGUGCUUCAACAGUGGCAUCUACUUGAUAUGGACUCUCUUAGUUGUAGUGGGAAUUGGAUCCGUCUACUUCCAUGCAACCCUUAGUUUCUUGGGUCAGAUGCUUGAUGAACUUGCAAUACUUUGGGUUCUGAUGUGUGCUCUGGCCAUGUGGUUCCCCAGAAGGUAUCUACCAAAGAUCUUUCGGAAUGACAGGGGCAGGUUCAAGGCAGUGGUCUGCGUCCUGUCUGCAGUUACAACAUGCCUGGCAUUUGUCAAGCCUGCCAUCAACAACAUAUCUCUGAUGACCCUGGGGGUUCCCUGCACUGCACUACUCAUUGCAGAACUAAAGAGGUGUGACAACGUCCGGGUGUUUAAGCUGGGCCUCUUCUCAGGCCUCUGGUGGAUGCUUGCUUUGUGCUGCUGGAUCAGUGACCGAGCCUUCUGUGAACUGUUAUCGUCCUUCCACUUUCCCUACCUGCACUGCGUGUGGCACAUCCUCAUCUGCCUCGCCGCCUACCUGGGCUGUGUGUGCUUUGCCUACUUCGAUGCUGCCUCAGAGAUCCCUGAGCAAGGCCCGGUGAUCAAGUUCUGGCCCAGUGAGAAAUGGGCCUUCAUCGGUGUUCCCUAUGUGUCGCUCCUGUGCGCCCACAAGAAGUCGCCAGUCAAGAUCACGUGACGGCAAGGCAGAGUGGCUGGCCUCUCUGCUUCCUUUCCUUCAUGCACUGGGCUUCAUUUGCUAGCAAAGACAGCCAAGGGUGUUGGGUGUGUCUUUCUAAAAGUUCUGUUCCUUUGGCCUCUAACUAGUGUCUGCGGACUGCCAGGAUUCCACUUAGCCUGGAGAAGUGUGUGAAAGUAGAUGAUUGGGGAUAUGAGAUGUACCUUUCCCAGCAUCACUUGCAGGUGCAUCAGCUUGCUGGGCUGGGGCAGAAUAGUCUCUUCGGGCUCCUGAGCAGCCUAUUGGCCUCUUCCUGGAGAAGGUUGGCCCACCCCAGAUGCCAUUCCCACACUCUUUUGAAGUGGAUGCUACCCUGAUAGAUAAGGACCCCUUCUCCCCCUGCCUGUCACGGCUGGAAGGUGCCAGAGACUUCCACUUGGGGAAAUACUCUUUAAACCAAACCAAACCCCCACAGGACUUGGCUCAGGAGCCUGUUUUCACUUGCCCUUGCCAUUAGUCAGGUUUUCUGUACAUUUGUGAAUCCUUUUUACUACUACCUACCUCUGCUGAGAGAUGGAGAGAGAGGCUAAUGAGCAAAACCUUCUACACCAAAAUCACACUCCACUUUAAGCCGUUCUUGAAGAGGGGCACAACUUCUCAAUGCUGACAUCCUUUCUACCCUACUCUCCAACCAGCUCAGUAGCCUCAAAUCCACAGACUAGCUAUGGUGCGAAGAUGCUCUAUGCCAUCCCCUCCUCCCUCCUCACCUCGUGACCCCCUAGGUAAGAUUACAAAAGAGCUCUUUUCAGUCACGGUAGGGGGCGCUGGUUUAAACUUCGGAGCAUAUAGGCAGUUUUAUUUUAUUUUGAACUUUUCCUCUCUUGAGGCUGCCAGUAUGCCACACCAUUCUGCAAAUUACCUCCAAGAACCUCACUUCUUACUUUUCCACCUUUCCUGUGGGAAUUCUCUCCACAUUCCCACAAUGCCAGGUGCUUCUGGUUGUUUUCUAGAGCAUCUGACUUGCUUGCUUUUCUCAGAUGCUGGUGGUCACAAUACACUGGCUGGCUGGUUGUGCUCAUGGAUACAGCAGGGCCAGUCUGUGACCUUCUGGGGUUUUCUCAUCUAGCCUGAUGCUGGCUACAGUGAGUCUCCUCACUCAGCUGCAUGGUAGGCUCUGGCAUAGUCAUCAGGUCUAGGGUGGGACCUCGGGC